This is a messenger RNA of Saimiri boliviensis boliviensis (Bolivian squirrel monkey), 2301 nucleotides long. It is a transcript of the gene ZNF426, whose product is annotated as zinc finger protein 426. Gene Ontology annotation, cellular component: nucleus. Gene Ontology annotation, biological process: regulation of DNA-templated transcription. NCBI's taxonomy places the organism in Eukaryota, Metazoa, Chordata, Mammalia, Primates, Cebidae. The record is from RefSeq and is a predicted model, not a curated record.
GUGACGCCAGCUGUUCGCGCUUGAGAGCCUUUCUGCCCUCGGACUUGGAGCCCCUCCGGCGUUGCAGGAAAAUGAUUUCCGCUUUUUGCAUCCACGUUGACUCCGUCCCCAGGGUCCUCCCGGCUCAGGGACCUGGUGAUUUUUGUGUUCUGGAAUCCCAAUAACCCUAUAUCAAGAGGAAUGGAGAUUGCUGCUGUCCAUUUAGAUUAAUGAGCUGUCCUGAAGUGAUGUUGGCAUCAAUGAAAGCAGGGUUCUGGUACAUUCUCACCUCACAGGAUGGCAGCUGUUGAUUUGUCCCAUGGACAUUAUCUUUCUGGGGACCCAGUUUGCCUUCAUGAAGAAAAGACAGCAGCAGGAAGGAUAGUGGCCGACUGCCUAACAAAUUGUUAUCAGGAUUCAGUGACUUUUGACGAUGUGGCUGUGGACUUCACCCAGGAGGAGUGGACUUUACUGGACCCAACUCAGAGAAGCCUCUACAGUGAUGUGAUGCUAGAGAACUACAAGAACCUGGCCACAGUAGGAGGUCAGAUCAUCAAACCCAGUCUGAUCUCUUGGUUGGAACAAGAAGAGUCAAGGACAGUUCAGGGAGGCGUUCUCCAAGGAUGGGAAUUGCAACUUGAAACCCAAUGGUCUACACUUCAGCAGAACUGUUUGAGGGGUCAGACAUCCAUUGGGGUACAAUUGGAAGGAAACCACAAUGGAAGGAAACUUUGUGACUGUGAGCAAGGUGGAGAAGUCUUCAGUGAACACUCAUGCCUUAAGAUGCACAUGAGAACUCAAAGUACAGGGAACACUCAAGAUUUCCUUAUUCUGCAUGAGAAAACCUCUACUGGUGAGAAACUGUCUGAGUUUAAUCAGAGUGAAAAAAUCUUCAGCCUGACACCAAAUAUUGUAUGCCAGAGAACUAGCACACAAGAAAAGUCAUUUGAAUGUAGUCACUGUGGAAAAUCCUUCAUUAAUGGGUCAUACCUUCAGGCACAUAUGAAAACUCACAAUGGAGAAAAACUCUAUGAAUGGCAUGGGCCAGGUUUUAUUGACUCCACAAACCUUUCUGUGCUUAUAGAAACCCUCAAUGCAAAAAAGCCCUAUAAAUGUAAGGAAUGUGGAAAAGGCUAUAGAUACCCAGCCUACCUCAGUAUUCACAUGCGAACCCACACUGGGGAGAAACCCUAUGAAUGUAAGGAAUGUGGGAAAGCCUUCAAUUAUUCCAAUUCAUUUCAGAUACAUGGAAGAACUCACACUGGAGAGAAACCGUAUAUAUGUAAGGAAUGUGGGAAAGCCUUCACUCAGUACUCGGGCCUUAGUAUACAUGUACGAUCUCAUAGUGGAGACAAACCCUAUGAAUGUAAGGAAUGUGGGAAAUCCUUCCUUACGUCCUCACGCCUUAUUCAACAUAUCAGAACUCACACUGGAGAGAAGCCUUUUGUGUGUGCUGAAUGUGGGAAAGCCUUUGCAAUUUCCUCAAAUCUUAAUGGACACUUGAGAACUCACACUGAAGAGAAGGCCUGUGAGUGUAAGAUAUGCGGGAAAGUAUUCGGGUAUCCCUCAUGUCUUAAUAAUCACAUGCGAACGCACAAUGCCCAGAAACCAUACAUCUGUAAGGAAUGUGGUAAGACUUUUAACUAUUCCACCCACCUUAAAAUUCACAUGCGAAUCCACACUGGAGAAAAACCCUAUGAGUGUAAACAAUGUGGAAAGGCCUUCAGUCAUUCCAGUUCAUUUCAAAUACAUGAAAGGACUCACACUGGAGAGAAGCCCUAUGAAUGUAAACAGUGUGGGAAAGCCUUCAUAUGUUCUAGUUCCUUUAGAAUUCAUGAAAAAACACACAUGGAAGAGAAACCCUAUAAAUGUCAGCAGUGUGGGAAAGCUUACAGUCAUCCUCGUUCACUUCGAAGACACGAACGAACUCACUAGUGAGAAACUCUGUCCAUGUAAUGAAUGUGGGAGAGCUCUAAUUUGUUCUAAUUCACUUCAAAGACAUAAAUGAACUCACACUGGAGAGAAGAAACUAUGAAAAUUAUUUAAUUCUUGUAAUCCCAGCCCUUUGUGAGGCUGCAGUGGGUGGAUCACUUAAGGUCAGGAGUUUGAGACCAGCCUGACCAACAUGGUGAAACCCUGUCUCUACUGAAAAUAACAAAAAAAAAUCCAGGUGUGGUGGCAGGUGCCUCUAAUCCCAGCUGCUUGGGAGACUGAGGCAAGAGAAUAGCUUGAACCCGGGAGGCAGAGGUUGCUGUGAACAGACGUCGUGCCACUGCACUCCAGCCUGGGUGACAGAGUAAGACUUCGUCUCAAAAAAAAAAA